UUUCCUUUAUUGUAAAAACUCAAUUCACCAUACAAAUUUUAUUUAUUCAAAUGCAUAUGAUAUCAAUGGACUGUAAAGAUAAAUCUCACAAUUUAUGUCAGAAUUCAAAAGUGUCAUUCACACGAGUCUGACGUGUAGAUGUUUUACCUGUAUCAUAACAUAAACAACAUAAAUAAGUCUACAGAUAAAACCAUAGAAAAACAGUGUUGUCAAUGUAUGUGUCAUUAAAACAUCAUCACAAAAAAGAACAAUGGAGUCUCAGAAGUUUAAAAAUACCUCAAAAGUAAUUACUAACUCAUGUUGAGGGGUCACAUACAUUCAGUUCUUGGGCCAAAACCUAGAAAUGGCAGUAAAUUAAAACAUAAAGUAUAAUUAAACAUAGUAAUAAAGUCAGUAAUAGAGUACAGCACAUCAUUAGAUAGCACAUGAAAUAACUGUUCCUCAAGGUGAGGGAGAUGAUCAUUAUUUUUUAAAAUAAAUCUUAAUUAUAGCAGUACAAUAUUCAUACACAAUCAUAGAACACAGUUCAAUACAAUACGAUGAAAAAGUGCAGAAGCAUUUCAGUUUUGACCUCUGAGAUAGAUCUUAAAAGAUAUCUAAGGCCCUCUUUGCUGAACUCCCUCGCAAACAAACAAAAAAAACAUGACUUUUUAUAGAACUGUGAGGAAAAAUGCAAUAAAAGUCAUAGAAGUUUCAACAACAGGAAAUAAAUCAAUUAGAUUUUUAGUCAUACUCUUUAGUGUUCUGUUACCUUGUGACAAUCAAUGUCUGCACAAAACAUUCAUGCUCUUUCUAAAAAAGGAGACUUGACCAAAUAUUGAACUCGACCAAUUAAUUACUGCUUUAUUGUAAUUGCGGUAAUUCUUUGGACAGCAUCCCCUCGGACAAAACCACUUUAACUGGAUAACACUGGUAUCUAAAAGGCCUUUGAUUCUACAGCAUCCAUCCUCUGCACACCAUGUCUUACUAAAUCUUGAGUGUUUAAUCUCCCGUAAUUACAAAGAUUUGCUUAGGUUAAUAAAAAUAAUCCGCCUCAAUUGAGACCCCCUACCCGGACCACCCCUGGGCCUUCUUUGCCCCUUUCUGUGAGGGAUAAAUUCACAGUCACAUAAAUAGAGUCACCUUCACAACCGUGAAGCACAACUCUUUGAUUCAGGAGCAGUAGGCUGUUGGAUAUUGAGAUAGACUUUUUGAUCGUCAGGUUUUGUCAGAAAGGCGAAAAACCUUAAUUGAAAUUUGUUGGUAAACAAAGAAGCUGUGUUUAGUCUUAUAGGCUGACGUCAUUUCCACGGGUUGAGAUUGUGUCAUCGGUGAGCGCGUCAAGGUUAACAACAGUUGAGAGGCUCAUCUUUAUCUGUGAUCUUGUCAACAGUAAGACUUCGGCGAAAGAAGCAAGGGGCAUUUAGGCGUUCAGUUUAUGAAUGGUCCUGCACUUCAUAAGAAAAUAGCCAUGCUGUGAUACUCAAAAUUCUGGGAAGACUUCUGGGAAAAAAAACACCUUUCAUUUAUCACCUGAUUCAACAGUCCAUCACCUUGGAACCAAUAAAAUCUCUGUAAUGAGUCUGAGAUAUUUCAGUUCAGAGAUGACAAUGGAGAACAGAAGCAGCUGCAACGGCAGCAGAGAAAGGCUGGGACUGAGCUUCACUAUUGACUACCUUCUGUUCAAUAAAGGAGUCAAAGGUUCCAAAGAAGAACCGACAGGAAGUCGUAUGGAGGAGCGGACAGCGAACAACAUGCUAAAUCAUCAGAAUCCUGAACCCAAAGAGGAGGGGAUUCUCUGUGAGGUACAGGAGAAGCGGCUACAGAGGUCAGAGGCAGAGACCGGAGAAAGGAAAGUCAAAGAAGAGGAGGGGGAUGAAGAGCAACAAGAGGAGGGGGAGGAGAAAAUGACCACCGCCGCCACCACCACCACCACGUCUACCAGCGGCAGUCCAUCCAAGUCUACGGACAAACCCAACCAGUCCUACAUCGCACUCAUCUCCAAGGCCAUCCUGGCGUCAGAGCAGAAGAAACUGCUGCUAUGUGACAUCUACCAGUGGAUCAUGGACCACUACCCUUACUUCAAGAGUAAGGAUAAAAACUGGAGGAACAGCGUGCGUCACAACUUGUCCCUGAACGAUUGCUUCAUCAAAGCAGGCCGCAGCGAAAAUGGUAAAGGCCACUUCUGGGCGAUUCACCCAUCGAACUACCAGGACUUUUCUAACGGGGACUACCACUGCCGGAGGACGCGGCGGAGGGUACGCAGGGUGGCAGGACAGCUCCCCCUUUCACCCCUGAGCUCUGCCUUCCAUCACGCCCUCGCUCGCCCCCACAGAACGACCUGUUGGUGCUGUCCACAAGCCCAAACAUUCCCUCUAUCCUGUUUGGCACCCAGACUCUACUGGCCUUGGUCCAGUGUGCAGGCACAAGUGGGGCUCCACCCAAGAAUUCACGCCUCUGUACCCUGAGGGAGAAUAGUUUGGGGUUUUUUUAGGUAUUCUGUACUCACAGUUUGGCCUUGAUUCACUGUCGGGUAAAAGAGAAAUUUUAGAAUAUUAUUUGCUAAUGAUUAUGUCAUUAGAUGACGUUAAAAUCAAAAUGGACUUUGACAAUUAUAUGUCAUACUCUGCUUUGUAAGUAAGGGCAAAAUGAUUUUAGGACAUUCAAUGACUAAAUAAAAUGUAUGAAUCUUAUGAAGCGACUGCACUUGUUUCAUUUGUAUUCUGACUGUUUUUAGAAUGACAAAAACACAAUGUUUUGUUAUUCUUAUUAAAUCAUAUUGAACUGAACAUCUUAUGAUCUUUCUUUUUUAUCAGCUGCCUCAUUUGUGUGUGUGUGUGUGUGUGUGUGUGUGUGUGUGUGUGUGUGUGUGCGCGCGCUUGCCUGUGCGUGCAGAUAGUACUAAAAGUGAGCCCACUGCUAAAAUACCACCUGGUGUUAGAUGCUAAUUAGUCAAAGCUGUCGGGAUGCAAAAUCUUCUGCCCUAAGAGACUAAAAUCAGGCUUCGCAAAGCCUACUCCCAAGGAUAUGAGGCCAGAUAAUCUGAGCAAUCCCAAAUAGUUUCAAGAAAUAGGAAGCUUAUCACACGGUGGGUGUAAUCCGUAACCGCUGCUACAGAAAGAGGGGAACCACAGGAGGUCAGGGAUGAAGGAAGCAGAGGAAAGGGAAGAAGGCAGAGAGGUGAGGGGACACUGAUUUAUUGGAGAAGUGGGAGGGCUUUUUGGGAGGUUUUUUACUGUAUGUGUUUACAUGGACCAGUCAGGGCAGAAACACACAGCAACUGAAAUAAUGGUUUAUGUUAAGUUCAUGUGACUGUAGUACAUAAGUUACAGUACAUAAUGUUAUGAUCUGUGUGUGUGACUCUUUAAAAAGGAGUACAUAUGACAAAGACACUCCCCAAAAAUAACCAAUAAAACUGUCACCAAACAGCAGCUCAAUUAUAAGAUGACUCCAAAAUAUUGCCAUAAAAAGGAUCAAGUCGAUUUUUACCUGUCCGGCUCUCACAUCAAUAGUGAAAUUCCUCUCUGACUUGCAAAGGUUGGCAUUUACAUUCACAGUGCUCCAGCCUAAGAGGAUUAGGUCAUACAUUGACUUUUCUGAAGUUUGUUUGUCUCAGCUCAUGCAGGCUUCUUAUUUGCAAAUUAUCGAAUAUUUGAAUAAGGCAAUAUUUGACAUGAAAUUAGAUUCUAAAUAGACAAACAAUAUGUCAGAGGGAUAAAGCUUGAGAGCGAGAGAGAGAGAGAUAGAGAGAGAGAGCACACUUGUGGGUGUUAUUCACAACAGUUAUUUUCUGGUGAUGUUCAUUAGAACAAUGACAAAUCCAUCUAAUUAAUUUUUGUUCACCAAAUCUUCCUAUUCAAUGUCGGCAGCUAAUUGGAGACCUAAUUUGCUUAAUUCCCAUGAAUUGCUCUCUGCAUCAAAUCCUCUUCAAUUCACCAGCUUUAAGGCUUUAAUUUGGUUGCAUAUGUUUGCUGUACACACACACACACACACACACACACACACACACACACACACACACACACACACACACAUAGAAGCAAGAAUGCACAAUGCACACAUGUACAAACACUCCUAACAAUCUUGCAGAAACACAAAUGCAUAUUUUUGCACACACACUGUAAAGUUGUUCAAAUUAAUUAUGUUUGCUUUUUUGUGCUACUUUGUA
Thunnus maccoyii (southern bluefin tuna) is the source of this 4147-nucleotide messenger RNA. It is a transcript of the gene foxq2, whose product is annotated as forkhead box Q2. Gene Ontology annotation, molecular function: RNA polymerase II cis-regulatory region sequence-specific DNA binding; DNA-binding transcription factor activity, RNA polymerase II-specific. The transcript has 2 exons. Gene Ontology annotation, biological process: regulation of transcription by RNA polymerase II; cell differentiation; anatomical structure morphogenesis. The record is from RefSeq and is a predicted model, not a curated record. Lineage: Eukaryota; Metazoa; Chordata; Actinopteri; Scombriformes; Scombridae. Bases 1557 to 2447 code for a protein of 296 amino acids.